Molecule: messenger RNA, 221 nt
Organism: Macaca mulatta (Rhesus monkey)
Lineage: Eukaryota; Metazoa; Chordata; Mammalia; Primates; Cercopithecidae
Gene: DEFB122
Product: beta defensin 122
Biological process (GO): innate immune response
Cellular component (GO): extracellular region
Source: RefSeq, marked provisional
UACUUGAAGUCAUGAAGCCUUUUUUGGUAACUUUGGCUGUGCUGCUGCUCUUCUUCCAAGUCACUGCAGUAGGCAGCAUUGAAAAAUGUUGGAAUUUUCGUGGCUCCUGCCGUGACGAAUGCCUGAAGAACGAAAAGGUCUAUGUUUUCUGCAUGAGUGGUAAAUUGUGCUGUUUGAAGCCCAAGGACCAACCACAUUUACCACAGCGUACAAAGAAUUAG